Cuculus canorus (common cuckoo) is the source of this 587-nucleotide messenger RNA. RefSeq names its product interferon alpha-inducible protein 6. Bases 106 to 429 code for a protein of 107 amino acids. Gene Ontology annotation, cellular component: membrane. The transcript is spliced from 3 exons. Lineage: Eukaryota; Metazoa; Chordata; Aves; Cuculiformes; Cuculidae. The record is from RefSeq and is a predicted model, not a curated record.
GAUCGUGGUAGCAGUUUCGUUUCCCGGCUGAGAGCUAAACAGUGUAUAAAGAGACAGGCUGAGCUCUGCCACACUGCAGCGGUUUCCACACUGUCAGAAAGAGAAAUGUCUGACCAAAAUGUCCGCAACGCUGGUUUCACUUCCUCCGGAAUCAAAGGGGGAUCAAUUGCUUCAUCGAUCAUGUCCCACGAAGCAAAAUCAUCUGGGGGAGGUGUGCGAUCUGGAGGCCCUACUUCUACUCUCCAAGGGAUGGGUUCCAAAGGCUCAACCCAUUCAUCAGGUUUUACUGCGAAAGGGAUCUCCAGUGGAUCCCAGGCCUCUAAGAUGAUGUCCCAGGAGGCCAGAUCUCAUGGAGGUGGAACUCCCAGGGGUGGUACAACCUCCACUGUCCAGUCCAUCUCAACAGGUGGCAAAGGAGGAAGGCGCUGAGUAGAAGAGAAACACCAGGCCAGAAGUUCUGCAAACCAUUUCAUCCUUUACCAAUAUAGUAUUUGACAGCAGCUCCGCUUCUUUGCUCCUCCUGUCACUAAAACAAAAGGCAAAGCCUUUUCCACAUGUACAAAUAAAGUUUCCUUUAAAACAGUGUA